AUGUCGGACGAUGAAGGUCGCCUGCUCAUCGACGACAUACAGGAUGGCUCCGGAUCCAUGGACCAUGAAAUCCCUGCAAUCGUCGACAUUAAGACUGCUCAAGGUGAUGCUGAGAACACGUCUAUAAAUAAGUUAUCAACGCCUCUUACCGUGCCAGUGUUUGGCCAACCCCAAGUGACCUCUAGUAGUGAGGUUCACUUUCAUAGUGGCGCACCUUCGAAUGCUCAACGGCACGAACCUUCCCCGUUUACAUUUACCAACAGUCUUGCGAAGUUACACUGUGAACAUGAAACUUCUUCACCGAACAAUACGUCACCACCGAAGCACAGGAAACGACCUCAGCAAGAGACGAGUUCUUCUGUAUUUGCUCCAAGAAGUGAUAACAACCAUUCCUUAGCAACCACUCCUCGCAGUUCCUUAUCCUCACACGAUAAUAGCAGCCUACAGGGCGAUAGUUCAGCUAACGGAAAGCGUCAAAAGAGGUACAAAACGAACGGAAUGUCAAAAGCACGGAAUGAUACGCUAUCAUCACGGAAGAGGAAGGACAGCUCCCUUGACGAGCAUAAUCGCCCAGAUUCACCAGUGGAACCUGGUGGUGCAACAUCCAAAAAGCAUAAGCCGGUACGUAUAAGGAGAAUGUUCUUGUUGCUUGGAUUCAUCGGGAGAGUCGUGUUUUGA
This is a messenger RNA of Cooperia oncophora, 678 nucleotides long. Lineage: Eukaryota; Metazoa; Nematoda; Chromadorea; Rhabditida; Trichostrongylidae. The record is from the annotation of a GenBank genome assembly.